CCCCCUUUUCUCCCCCCCGCACACGCUCGUCCGCACCGACGAAGCUUCCCUCCGGCUCACCCCCGCACCGCACCGCCACCCGGGGAACCCCAGCGAGAAGGGAGGGGAGACGCUGCGGCGGCCGCCGGGCAGGGCAGGACAGCGCGCGCGCGCGUGGGCGCCGGGAGCGAGGGAUCGGCCGGGAUGUCGACGCCGGCGAGGAAGCGCCUGAUGCGCGACUUCAAGCGCCUGCAGCAGGACCCGCCCGCCGGCAUCAGCGGCGCGCCGCACGACAACAACAUCACCCUCUGGAACGCCGUCAUAUUUGGGCCGGAUGACACGCCGUGGGAUGGAGGUACGUUCAAGCUGACCCUGCAAUUCACAGAAGAUUACCCCAACAAGCCACCAACUGUUCGGUUUGUCUCAAGGAUGUUUCACCCAAACAUUUAUGCAGAUGGAAGCAUCUGCUUGGAUAUCCUACAGAACCAGUGGAGCCCUAUAUAUGAUGUUGCGGCGAUAUUGACCUCUAUCCAGUCCCUGCUGUGCGACCCGAACCCGAAUUCUCCUGCGAACUCUGAAGCAGCCAGAAUGUACAGCGAGAACAAGCGCGAGUACAACCGCAAGGUUCGUGAGGUCGUGGAGCAGAGCUGGACAGCGGACUAGCGUCGCCAGAUCCUGCAAUAAGCGACGCCAGGAACGUCUCCAUUUCUGGCUUUGCUGGUGUGUACCACCAAAUUAAAACAUUGAAAACCCCAUGGCCGUUGUGUCCCUGUGCUUAAUGUCCUGUUGUUUUUUCAGUGCUUGUGACCUGUUUGGUGAACUAAGGCAUGUUAGCCAUUGUAAAGAUUUUAUGUUAUAGCUAAGAAGUUGGUGCUGCUUGCGAGUCUUUAAA
Triticum dicoccoides is the source of this 871-nucleotide messenger RNA. RefSeq names its product ubiquitin-conjugating enzyme E2 2. The transcript is spliced from 5 exons. Bases 184 to 642 code for a protein of 152 amino acids. NCBI's taxonomy places the organism in Eukaryota, Viridiplantae, Streptophyta, Magnoliopsida, Poales, Poaceae. The record is from RefSeq and is a predicted model, not a curated record.